Schizosaccharomyces octosporus yFS286 is the source of this 2961-nucleotide messenger RNA. RefSeq names its product NADPH-cytochrome p450 reductase. The transcript has a single exon. The record is from RefSeq and is a predicted model, not a curated record. Gene Ontology annotation, molecular function: NADPH-hemoprotein reductase activity; flavin adenine dinucleotide binding; FMN binding. Lineage: Eukaryota; Fungi; Ascomycota; Schizosaccharomycetes; Schizosaccharomycetales; Schizosaccharomycetaceae. The coding region runs from base 739 to 2775 and encodes 678 amino acids. Gene Ontology annotation, cellular component: cytosol.
CCUAUAUAUGAGUGUUCACGGAAGACUCAGAACACCGAUCACAUAUCCCUUCAUUCACCUUCUCUUCGUUUACCAUUAUUCCUUUUAUUCCUCUAUUUAUUUCUUUCGUCGUUCAAGACAUCUUAGCUUUCCUUUCAUCGUUCGCUCGUACUUCGAGUGGAUACGAAACAGUAACUACAUUUGGCCUGAUACUACAAACUUGAAAGCAAUUCUUGUAGGAAAAGGCAUUGUAGAGGAGCUAUUAGUGGUUUUUAAUUGUUUAGCCCCUUCAACGCUCCUUUUUUGUUCUACCAAGUUUGAAGAACUGAGUUCGUUAUCAUUAGAUUGUAUUUUCAAUUGCUCUGUUGCUUUUUCUAUUGUGCAUCUUGCAUUUAACGUUUCUUCUUUGUGGGUCUUCUUUUGGUCUCAAAAAAGUGUUGUUUUCGAUAGAAGCACAGUCCCUAUUCUAGUAACAACGGUUUCAAAAAUAUCCUAAUUAAUUGAAAUCUACCGUUUUGUUUACUCUCAAAAAGAUACAAGUCAGACGCUGGAUCGUUUGACACGCAAAUAUAGGGCAAGUCAGUAACCUCAUUCAUAUUCUUGCAUACCUUUAUAAAGGAAAGUUGUUACAUUCGUUAAUUUUUCAUUCUCUUCUCGUUUAAAAAGGCAUUUCUCUAUAUUAUCUUUGCUAGUUCUCUAUACUGGAAACAGCCGCGUCUAGAAAUUAAAACUGCUGAAAAAGUAUAAACUCUGUUAAUCAUGAAGACAUCAGAUAUAGUUGUGCUCGUUGUUAUUUUAACUAUUACCGUUGGAUAUUUUUCGUACAACUUCUUCUCUAGUCGGCCCAAGAACGUCGAACGUGAAGUACAAUUAUCCAAUAAUGGAAUUGCCGAUAAAAUGGAAGAAGAAAAUUUGAGUGCUUUAGUGCUUUUUGGUUCCCAAACUGGUACCGCCGAAGAUUUCGCUUACCGUUUUUCUACAGAAGCCAAGUCAAAGUACAAAUUGGCUAACACGACCGAAGAUUUGGAAAAUCUUGACUUCACUGACUUGGAUAAGCUUGAUAGCUCCAAACUUUUGGUAUUCUUUUUAGCUACCUAUGGUGAAGGUGAACCAACUGAUAAUGCAGAACAAUUUUUGGAACUAAUUGAGAGCGAGGACACGAUUUUUUCGAGUGGAAAAGGAACAGAAGAUCGCCCCUUAGCAAAUCUCCGUUAUGUUAUUUUUGGCUUAGGAAAUCACACAUAUGAACAUUAUAAUGCUAUGGCUAAGAGAGUUGACUCUGCUCUGAACGCCCUGGGAGCAAAAAGCGUUGCACCUGUGGGUCUAGGUGACGAUGCCGCUGGUUUAUUAGAAGAGUCCUAUUUACAAUGGAAAGACGAAGCCUUCCCCGAAAUCGCCAAAGCAUACCAACUUGAAGAAGUUCAUGAAGAUUAUAAGCCCUUGUACGAUGUUAUAGAAAAACCUGAGAUAUCCAACGAAAGUCCAACUGUUUUUCUUGGCGAGCCUAGUCGCCAGCAGCUCAAGGGAAUGACUUCACAAGCACCUAAUUCUCCAGCAAAUCCCUUUCAUUCAACUCCUAGUCAUUCUCGUGAGUUAUUUAAUAACGACACACGUAACUGUCUUCACAUGGAAUUGGAUAUCACUGGCUCAAACAUGAAAUAUCAAACAGGCGAUUAUGUUUCAAUUUGCCCUAUGAAUCCAUCUCAAGCUGUGGAUGACCUUUUGGACAUUCUAGGUUUAAAGGAUAAAAGGAAUAUGGUUGUCAUUGUAAAGCCUUUUAACCCAAUGGAUAAGUUGCCUAUUCUAAGUCCUACUACUUAUGAUAGUGUAUUCCGCUAUUAUUAUGAGAUUUGUGGUAUUAUUUCCCGUCAAUUGAUCUUCUUGAUUGCUCCUUUUGCUCCCACAGAAGAAGCCAAAAAAGAACUAACUAAGCUUGGAAGCGAUAAGGACUACUUCAAAACAAAUGUUGUGGACAUGCAUUUGAACUUAGCACAAGUGCUUCGUCGUGUCUCUUCUGGUGUCCCUUAUACCAAAGUUCCAUUAUCUCUGCUUUUGGAAAAUCUCGGUCACUUAAAACCUAGAUAUUACUCCAUUUCUUCCAGUAGCUUGGCUUACCCUAAUAAGGUGCAUGUAACAGCCGUGGUUGACAAAAAAGAAUGGGUUGAUCAGAAUCACAUAUUUUAUGGUUUGACAACGAAUUAUCUACUUGCUCAUUGCCGUCAUCAACAUGGAGAACCAGCUCCUCAUCCUAAUGGAUUGCAGUACUCCUUGGAAGGUCCUCGUAAAAAGUUAACUGGUAAGAUCCCUCUGUUUAUCAAGCGAUCUACAUUUCGCUUGGCUCCUCCUGAAGUCCCCAUCAUCAUGGUAGGUCCAGGCACAGGUAUCGCUCCAUUCCGUGGCUUUGUUAUGGAGCGUGCUCAUUUGGCUGCUCAGGGCGUGCAGGUUGCCAAGACGGUUUUGUUUUACGGAUGUCGACGAUCAGAUACAGAUUUUUUGUACAAAGAAGAAUGGGAUACGUAUGCAAAGUCAUUGAAAGACUCAUUUGAAUUACAUACUGCAUUUUCCCGUGAGGGAGAUCAGAAGGUCUACGUGCAACACCGACUUCUUCAACAAUCUGCGCUUGUUAAUGAAUUAAUCAAUGCCGGUGCCUGUUUUUACAUAUGUGGUGAUGCCGAACAUAUGGCUAAGGACGUUACUAAUGCUUUGGCUACGAUACUUGCUACUGUAAAAGAGGAUGGUGCUAAGCGUAUUAAAAGUCUUCGUGAUGAAAAUCGGUUUUUUGAAGACACUUGGUAAAUCUGUUUGUUAUGAAGUACUCAUAAGAAAUAAAAAGGUCAUUUACAAACUUGCGUUGAGUUUGUGAAAAUAGUGUUAUAGAAUCGAUUAGAUGAUUUAGCGAUCUUAUAGUGUUCAAUAAUUCUUCGUUUUUCUUUUUCUUUUUAUUGUUCUCGUAGUAAUAAGAGUACCCACUUAUAUUCGUUA